AUGCUUGCCCUCGUACUCACAGCAGAGCUCUCCGGAGUUACCAAUCUCCGGCCAAACGACACAGAGGCCAACCCUUUCUGGUACACUUUCAAGGAUAUGAAUGAGAUGAGUGGGAGCCGUGGCGAGGCCAACUUUGUCUGGAAAUGCAAGAACUGCAAGGCAAGAUAUAAUCUCUCACGAGAGUCAUCUGCCAAUAUCAAGGCUGCGCCAGCAGCAUAUGAACAGAAUGACCCGCCGAAGAAGCAGAAGAUUGUCGAGUUCGACUGCCGCGGUCUCGAGUUUGUGGAGUUCCAACCCGAUGGUGAGUGGUUGGCGGAGGGAACUGAUUCGGGAACUAAGUUCACUGCCAUUGACCUGACAGAGGGAGAAUGGUUUGAUUAUGAUGAGAAGGCAGGUGAGGAGGUCGGCAUCACGAAUCUCAAGUGGGAGAUUCACCCAUACCACUGCGCCAUGGCGACCCUGGGACUCCAGGCUCGUUUGAGCUACCUCACCGAUGCCGCGCACAUGCUCGCGGCUUCUGCCCCUGAAGUCUCUGCCCAUCUCAUGAGCCGAAGAAACCUUCUUACAUCCAACAACGGCAUCCCCAUUUCGGAUGUCGAGAAGGAACACGUAUGCAUGGCUUGCGGCAACAUCCUUAUACCUGGAUGCAGCGCAAUCCUAAAGAUCGAAUCGGACAAGGCUCUUCGAAGGCGAGUGCAACAGAAGUCAAACCAACGGUUCUCGAAUCAAUCAGACGCCGGAGGCGCCACUCAAAAGAAAGAAGGAAUCGCGCAGGAGAAGCUUGAGCGCAUGGGCAUCUCGAAGACGAUCUCCUGCGAUCGAUGCGGCAGGGUUACCGAGAUCCAACUGCCGCCGCCUCCCUCUGUAGCACGUGUGAAGGCGGCUCAGCGGUCGAAGUUGGCGACGUCCGACCUAAAAUCUAAAGCAUCGGAAGCUUCAAGCGUCAAAACGUCUGCUAAUGCCAUCAGCAAGAAGAGAGCUAAGAACCGGAAGGCCGGGCUCCAGGCUCUCCUGGCUGAUAGCAAGGCUUCUAAGCCAAGCGCCGGGUUGUCCCUGGCCAGUUUUAUGAAGAAGUGA
Messenger RNA from Scedosporium apiospermum, 1077 nucleotides. RefSeq lists its product as uncharacterized. The coding region runs from base 1 to 1077 and encodes 358 amino acids. NCBI's taxonomy places the organism in Eukaryota, Fungi, Ascomycota, Sordariomycetes, Microascales, Microascaceae. Gene Ontology annotation, biological process: RNA processing. The transcript is spliced from 6 exons. The record is from RefSeq and is a predicted model, not a curated record. Gene Ontology annotation, molecular function: zinc ion binding.